Numida meleagris (helmeted guineafowl) is the source of this 6599-nucleotide messenger RNA. RefSeq names its product leucine rich repeat containing 28 (gene LRRC28). NCBI's taxonomy places the organism in Eukaryota, Metazoa, Chordata, Aves, Galliformes, Numididae. Bases 1229 to 2332 code for a protein of 367 amino acids. Gene Ontology annotation, molecular function: protein binding. The transcript is spliced from 11 exons. The record is from RefSeq and is a predicted model, not a curated record.
GGUAUUGUGUCUAGGUGGAUAGGCUGGGUGGCGUCUCGCGAGAUGUGCCCGCUCCGCCCACGGUGUUGCGAGCCGGAGGUGGUGCCGCGCGGAGCCCGGUGCUGGGGCGGUCCGGUCUUUCAUUUAAAGGACUUGGAGCUGAGAGCCAUGCUUUCAAAGGGGGAAGAAAAACACUCUGCCUAUCUGGAAUUGCUUCACUUGUCAUCAGGGAAAGAUGAGCUUUCCUUUCCCAUUCCUUGUGUAGCAGCAGUUAGUGCUCAAAUAUUUAUAGAAUAUGCAUAUUAUAGAUAUUAAUGCUUUUCCUUGAGUUAUUUUAAUGCUGAUCAUUGAUGUGGAAUUCGUAGUGUCUUAACUUCCUUUAUCUGCUGAGCUAAGGGAGCUUUAGUGUAGCUAGGGCCACAGACCUGCAGCGUCUGUACUCUGUCUCCUAAAGGCAGCUGAUGGAGGUGCCUGUUUCUUACAGUGAUGUUUCUUCUCCUAUGAAAACUCUUUAAUUACAGUUACACUAGUACUCUCCAAUCCUAUCUAGGUUUCUCUUCACGAUAAUUGUUUGCUUACAGAAUUGAUCUUAGCAUUUCUUGAAUCGGGAAUAAGUUAAGACUAGAAGGGAUAUACAGGAUGCUAUAUCCAGGUUGUGAUUAGUAGUACGUAUGGCACUCUAAGAAAAUAAAUGCUGCGUUCUUCCAGAAGGACAUAGGUCAUUUGUAGGAGCUGCUUAUUUGCAAAUCAGUAGAAUUACUGCAACUAAUAUAGUGGUUUGUUCUACGUGUAUGGACCAGUUCACCAUCCUCAGCUGAGUGUCACUCACAAGGGCUGCCUCAGAUGGCAUUCUUACUGAUAGCUCAGUGCUUUCACUUCUAAUACCAGCUAAGAAGAGAAAUCCUUCUGUCAGUAAAGAAAUUAACUAACAGAUCAAAUGUUAUUAGUGGAAAGCAGUUGCGAUUCCUUUUCCUUUUUUCUAAUGGAGAUGAGCUUAUACAUGCAAGUCUAUAGCAAACGUUUAACUACUUGUAUAAAUAUUCUGAAUAUAUUAUGUUCUCCUGAGUUCUGAGGCAGCUUAAAAGAGGCAGCAUUGUUGUUGUUAUCCAAGUGUAUGGAAUGUAAUGGUGGCUGGAGUUUUGAUUGUACCUGCGAAAGAAGCUAAAUAAAGCCUGGUUUUGCAUACAGAAAUGGGCCUGUUUUUAGAAGAUGCAGUGCACUAGAUGUGGUGCUUGGAACAGAAUUAGUCAUGGCAUCAGAACUAUGUAAAACAAUCUCUGAGGCAAAGCUGGAAAAGCACAAGAAUUUGUUCUUAAAUUACAGAAAUCUCCAUCAUUUUCCUUUGGAGUUACUGAAAGAUGAGGGGCUGCAGUACUUGGAGAGACUUUAUAUGAAAAGAAAUUCUCUGACCACAUUGCCAGAAAACCUUGCACAGAAGCUUCCAAACCUCGUGGAAUUGUACCUUCAUUCAAAUAACAUAGUUGUUGUACCUGAAGCCAUUGGCUCCCUCGUUAAACUGCAGUUUCUGGACCUAAGUGAUAAUGCCCUUGAAAUUGUGUGUCCAGAGAUCGGUCGCCUGAGAUCUUUACGUCAUCUUCGUUUGGCUAACAACCAGCUGAAAUAUUUACCUGCAGAGGUUGGAGAUCUGAGGGAGCUGCAAACGCUGGAUAUCUCAACCAAUCGCUUGAUAACGUUACCUGAAAGGCUGCAUAUGUGCCUCUCGCUGCAGUACUUGACUGCAGACCGGAACCACCUGUGGUAUGUUCCCCGCCAUCUGUGCCAGCUCCCAAGCCUCAACGAGCUCUCCAUGGCUGGGAACCGCCUUGCAUUUCUGCCUCUCGAUUUAGGUCGUUCGCGGGAGCUCCAAUAUGUUUAUGUGGAUAACAACAUUCAUCUCAAAGGCCUUCCAUCCUUCCUGUAUAAUAAAGUCAUUGGUUGCAGCGGAUGUGGUUCUCCAAUUCAAGUUUCAGAGGUGAAACUGCUCUCUUUUUCAUCGGGACAGUUAACUGUGUUCCUGCCAGCAGAGGUGAAGUCUAUAGGGACAGAAACAGAUCAUGUGCUGCCUUUGCAAGAAUUGGCUAUGAGGACCCUCUAUAACACUUACUACGUGUAUUUAAAAGAUUUGAAUUUCCUUACUCCAAUCUCACUACCAAAAAGCCUCUUGGAAUUGCUACACUGUCCCUUGGGACACUGUCACCGCUGCAGCCAGCCGAUGUUUACCAUUGUCUACCCAAAGCUCUUUCCAUUAAGGGAAACUCCAAUGGCAGGAUUGCAUCAAGGGAGGACAACUGUUAGUUUUGUGGCAUACUGCUGCUCCACCCAGUGUCUGCAGACUUUUGACCUACUGAGUUGAUAAACAUUUUAAACUACUCAGGAGUGCUGCCAGUUUAAAGCUGCAUUAAAUGUCGUGUCCUAUUGGUACUGGAAUACAGUGUGUGUGCCAAAGCAGCAGAAGUGCCCAGUCGGAACAUUAAGAGGCACUUAAAUCCUGCCCUAUCAAAUUUGGAUGAAGUGCAGAAACUUUUUCGGAAGUGUAAAUACCAAGUUUUUAAGAGCAUUAACUUCUUUCAUCCAAGUUAGCAUACAAACCAGACAAAUUCUCAAGUUCUAACUCCCUAGAUUUGCAGUCUUUUUCAAAUGCGACUGCCUUCAGGUGGAUCCGCUGUGUCUUUUGGGGCAGUUUUCAUUCCUCUAACAGUGUCCAACUGACCUAUAAUUAAAAAAAAAAAAAAAUUGCCCAGUUUUUGCUUUUUGCUCCCAUCUUCUACGUUCUACAGUUGAAUUCAGAUGUAUAAAUCUAAGCCUAUACAUGCCUUUGAAGGAACCCUGUGACUUUCUCAUAGAAUUUUGUUUUAUUUCUCUCAUCUCGAUAUUUUCCCCCACAGAGUUAUCCUAGUUUUAUACCAAGUCUUUAACAGGCAACCAUGCUAUUUAAAUCCACGUAUUUGAAGCAGAUCUUUGCUUCUGAGAUUAUUAUGAACCACGCUGAUUCCGCUGGAGUACCAAGGAUAUGCCUGGAGACUGAAGGUGCUGUUUGAGUAACAAAGGCCUGUACUGAUAUCGACAGUAAGUGGUCUUGCCCCGGUGUGUUUGGUGAUGUGCUUUCUUUAUUUUCAUCACUUAUAUGCUUUAUUUUUAAUAAAAACAGUUUCCCUUUUGCUGUGUUCCACGUUCUUCGGGAAGAAGACAUCAAGUACAAACUUCACUUGGAAAAAAUAGUAAUGUAAAUAUUUAUCCCUAUUUACUCUAUUUUGACUCUUGCAGCCAGUAGACCUGCACAGGUCUUCAUUUUUCUAGGUUCUGGGUUUGAUUUGUGAGAGCUUCUCUCUGGAGUGCGUGAAGCUCAGAGAAGGCUGGAGAAGGGGAGGGAGGGAAGUACGUUUAUGUUCAUGGGUAGGUGUACAUGCAUACCUAUGUAUCUUCACAAAAGAGCUGCGAUGAAAUUUUUUAGUGCAUUAUGUUCACGUUCGUUUUAAAGGACAAUGAAUGGGGGAAAACAAGGCCCCAAACGUCUGCAUAAAUUGAGAUUUCAUUUAUAAACAAAGCAGAUUAAAUAGUUACCCAUUUUUCACUUGCUUUUGCAUAUGUAAAUUGUUAAUGUAUUUAUUUUUUAAAAAAAUUAGUUAUAAACUAUAUGUUGAUCUAGCAGUGUUCCACUCUGUGCAGUAGUUAGUUAUAAGCUGAAAGAAAUAUAAAUGAGAAAGUUAUAAAAAUGACAAGAUAAAGAAACUUACUUGGUAGUGAAUUAGCGUAUAUUGUGAUGAGGUGUGCACACUUUGGAGGGAGGAGGCACUGUGAAAUGUUUUCCUUACGCCAAAGAAGCAUUUGUUCCUAUUGCAGGCUUCCUGGCAUCUCUUCAAUAAACAGAGUAUCCUAAGAGCUCGAAAGAGCACCAAAAAGGCAGUUUUUGAGGGUGGAAUUUUUAGGUUGUGCAUGUUACUUGUAAAAAGCUUUGCUGGUUUUAUUGGGUUGAUUUUUAGAGAGUUGAAUUAGCAUUAAGAAAUGUUGAACUUAAUCCUUCAGGAAUGCAAGUAUCAUCUACUCUUUAAGAAUUGUGAAACUUUCUAAAAUAAAUCCCAUUUAAUAAAUCUGCUUUGCAGUAGGGGAAAGAGCCAUGUCCAAACAGACUCUUUUUUUACUACUGGAUUUCUUACUAUGUCACUGGACUAAUUUUAUUUCAGUGCUGGUAUCCCCAGCAGGCCUUCCCUCCCAGUGGGGUUUACUACUGAAGACCCAGCAUUAAUCUUCAGCUGUUUUUGCUUUAGAACUGCCCAUCUGAAAUGUAAAUUACCCACGUACAGUAUCUGCCUAUAUCAGCACUGCGCAAGUGUAGUACAGAAGCCAAUUUUCUUAAUGAAUGGUGAGAUGACUACGGUAGUGUUACAAAGGCAAGUUUUGGUACAAUCAUAAUUGGGAGUUUUCAUUGUUAUUUUUACUGUGUCAUCUUUUGUAAUAUUUGAAGGAGAUAUUUUGUUGGAAGCUUGUCCUCUUUCUGUAGAAACUCAUGGACCUUAAAACCAAGCAUUUCCAAACUCAGUCGUAAAUUAAAUUUUAUUUUAGAGUUAAAUCUUUUGAUGGACUGAAGGACACCAAUGUUUGUUCGAUAUGGAGUCAGAUGGUAAGAGUGGAGCUCGUUUUUGAUUUUUUUUUUCCCGUAGUCAUUUUCAAAUUCAUAUCCGUCUAUUAUUGUCUGCCAGUGCAGUUCAGCUGAAGAAAUUCCAGUCUGUUCUAUAAGCAGGAUGAAUCUUAACUAACAUUUUAAUAGAUGAUAUUUCAAGAAUGGAAUGUUCAAUGAAUAAAUGACUUAAACAUGCAAUUGAAGCUGAAAUGUCAUAUUCUAUUUUUAUAAAAAAAAGGAAGAGGGAAGCCAAUAUAUAGACUGAAGAUGCAGCUUAAUUUCAGGCUUCUUUGAUGUUUUUGAUACAAACAGAGUUUGUAUUCAUCUGUAUCUUUGGGUGAUAUUGUCCUAGGUUAAAAUAAAUCCAUUCUCGCUUGUCCAAAUUUUUCUGAAGUAGUUCUGCUGUAAGAGUACUUCAUAGCCAGUUGAGAAGAGAGCCAGCUAUGCUGGUUGCAAAGAGGAUAGGGAGAUUGUUGCUGACUGAACUGCAUCGCUAGAUUUACAAUAUGAGGUCAAAUACUUCACGGCUUCUCUUUAAGGCAUUUAUUUCUUGGUAAUUUUUGAUUGCUCUUGUUGAUCAGGUCAGUUCACGUUGAGAUCAGUUUCUCCUUGCGAUGCAAAAAAUCUGGUUCCAGCAGUUAAAGAAAAAGAAAGACCCUUUUAGAAGUCUUUUUUGGUCAUAAAAUUAGAUCUUAACUCUUGGCUUAUGGUGGGAGCAGGAAAAACUCCUGAUUUUUCUAGACUUAAUGAAGAGAGAGGUGCAAGAGAGGAAAGAGAACAGUGAGUUACAAAUUUAUCACUAUAAUUUUUCUGAGGGACGUUUAACUCAUGUCGGGAUUGAAGAGCAUGCGCUUAAGUUCUGUUUGUUUUAUCAAGUGCUGUGUUAAUGAAAUCGAGACCCUGCAGGAUUGUGCUUGUAUCUAUAACUUAUACCACAAAGAGAAAAAAGGAGUCUCUGGCUUUGAAAAAUACUACUUGUGCAGUUUUACACCGGCCACUGUUACAUUUGAAGCAUUAUUCUUGGGAGCCUUCCUGCUGCUGCUCCUCUAGGGGAUCAGAAAUGCCAGUGUCCUUUCCUAAGUGAAGAACAAGCUCUAAAAUCGAGUGAGCAUUCUUCUGUUUUGGCCUGAUGCUUCUCGUGGGUUCUUACUGAAGACUAUCACAAACUUUCUGUUUACUUCAUUGUGGUGAUCUUGGGCUGAGCAGACUGGAGCUGUUUUUUUUGCCAAGUUGACUUCAAUUGUUACAUAUCAAAUUCUGCUGAAUUCCUUUUUCUGGUAUGAAGGAGGACGAGCCUUGUAAUACCUGUGUGGUAACAGCAUGUCAGGUUUUACUGACAGCACAGCCAAGUUGAAGACUGGAGAGUGAGAAACCUUUCACUAGAGAGGGUGACUUUUUUAAGGCCUUUGUGGCCUCAUCAGUGUACCACUGAUAACAGAAGAGCUUUUGCCUUGAUGUCAGUGGAGGUUGGAUCAAGUUCUAAUUCCUGAGAGAGAAGAAUGUUUUACCAUCUUCGUAUUUCUUGCGGAAACUGGGACAAUCUCAUUGAAGUCUGUGCCUACUGCUAGGCAACCUGUCUGCAGCUGAAUUUAUGUAAUUCCAAGGUGUGGUUAUCUUUGCCUUUUACUUCCCUCCUAAUACUACUCAUAUUGUUGCAAAAUGUUACAAUUAACUUGUGAUGGAAGAGACUGAGUAAAUUGAAUCCAGAGCUUUUAUUACUUUUUGUAUUACCAACCAAUUUUGUAAGAGACCGAAGGUCUGAUGGAACGAAAGGGCAAGGUUCAUGCAAAGCCUGCCUUGUUUUUACUGUAUGUCCCUUCUUCGGUUUACAACUUGGAUUGCAACUGAGUUUAUUCUGUGUUUGUUGAAUGUGUAUUGCCUUUUUGCUCUGUGUUCACCAAAUGUCAGUUGGUGUGAAGGUGAGCUUGGUAGAUGUUUCAUUUAAAGUUAGUGGUGCAAUUUAUUGUACGUGCUCGUUAAUAAAUUAUAUUUUUUGAUAAAA